UGUCUUGUUCUGCCCAGUUCGAUCGGCAACGGGAGCGGAAAGAAGAAAGCUGAGAGCCCGAAGGCAGUAGCCCCCACCACCGCCGGCCCAGGUUACCAUCUAGCACCGGGAAAAAUAUCAGAGAGCCGCCGCCGGCUGAAGCCAUUACCAACGAGUAGUAACCAUGAGCAGCGAGGCCGAGACGCAACAACCUCCACAGCCUGCUGCGGAUGCGGAGAGCCCAUCCAGCCCGGCACCCGCAGCUUCCGCGGGGGAUAAGAAGGUCAUCGCAACAAAAGUCUUGGGUACAGUCAAAUGGUUCAACGUCAGGAAUGGAUAUGGUUUCAUCAAUAGGAACGAUACAAAGGAAGAUGUUUUUGUACACCAGACGGCCAUAAAAAAGAACAACCCAAGGAAAUAUCUUCGCAGUGUUGGGGACGGAGAAACUGUGGAGUUUGAUGUAGUUGAGGGAGAAAAAGGAGCAGAGGCAGCAAAUGUCACUGGCCCAGGAGGAGUUGCAGUCCAGGGGAGUAAGUACGCUGCUGACAGGAACCGUUACAGACGCUACCCACGAAGGAGGGGGCCUCCCCGUGGAGGAGACUAUCCAGAGAACUACCAGAGCGACGAGGGAGAGCCUGGCAGUGGAGGACGUGACAAAGGCAGCAGAGAGGGUGGAGAUAACAUCCCUGAUGGAGAUUCGCAGCAACCACAGCGCAGACCAGCGUACCCUGGCAGACGGCGCUACCCACCAUAUUUUGGAGGUGAGGUUGAUGAGGGCCAAGGAGGUCCAGACCAGGGGAACAAACCGGCGAGGCAGAACUACUACAGAGGCUUCCGACCAAGGUUCACACCAAGGGGUCCACCCCGUCCCAGACCGGUGCGAGACGGCGAGGAGGACAAAGAAAAUCAGGGCGGUGAAGGUGGUCAGAAUCAACAGCCCCGCCAGAGGCGCUACCGCCGUAACUACAACUACCGCCGCAGACGCCAACAGACUGGUGGCAAACCAGGCCAGGAAAACAAGGAGGCCAAGACAGGAGGCGACCCACCUGCAGAGAAAACGUCCGCUCCCGAGGCCCAGCAGGGUGGGGCUGAGUAGUGAACCUGCCCACCGGCACCUACCAUCUUUUACCAUCGUCCGGUUUUUCUUUUGUCAACAAGAAGAAACAUCAAACAAGAUCCGAGCAAUAAAGAUUUGACUUUUAAGAUCGUCACAA
This is a messenger RNA of Nothobranchius furzeri (turquoise killifish), 1193 nucleotides long. It is a transcript of the gene ybx1, whose product is annotated as Y box binding protein 1. Gene Ontology annotation, molecular function: nucleic acid binding. NCBI's taxonomy places the organism in Eukaryota, Metazoa, Chordata, Actinopteri, Cyprinodontiformes, Nothobranchiidae. Gene Ontology annotation, cellular component: nucleus. Gene Ontology annotation, biological process: regulation of gene expression. The record is from RefSeq and is a predicted model, not a curated record.